Molecule: messenger RNA, 4893 nt
Organism: Salvelinus namaycush (lake trout)
Lineage: Eukaryota; Metazoa; Chordata; Actinopteri; Salmoniformes; Salmonidae
Product: retinoic acid receptor gamma-A-like
Exons: 8
Coding region: 651-2171 (506 amino acids)
Biological process (GO): cellular response to corticotropin-releasing hormone stimulus; regulation of transcription by RNA polymerase II; retinoic acid receptor signaling pathway
Cellular component (GO): nucleus; transcription regulator complex
Molecular function (GO): nuclear receptor activity; zinc ion binding; RNA polymerase II cis-regulatory region sequence-specific DNA binding
Source: RefSeq, a predicted model, not a curated record
UGUGCCGUAUGUGUCUGGGAUGCAGCAGUGGAAGAAAGAGAGAGCUGAAAGAGAGAGAGAGCUGAAAGAGAGAGAGAGAGGGAGGGAGCUGUUAUUUAGGUCUGUUACAGCAGACAGGGAGCAGCUCGCCCUAGGGCAGGGGGAGACGAUAGAGCAACACUGAACUCAGAACAGCACAUUCAGCUACAGAUACAGCCAGGCAGGAACCAGCCCUGCAUUCCAGCUGAGGGGAAGGGAAAGGAGGUAUAGAAACUGAAGUGCCAGCAGGAAAGGAUAGAACAGACGGGAGAGAGAGAGAGAGAGAGAGAGAGAGAGAGAGAGAGAGAGAGAGAGAGAGAGAGAGAGAGAGAGAGAGAGAGAGAGAGAGAGAGAGAGAGAGAGAGAGAGAGAGAGAGAGAGAGAGAGAGAGAGAGAAGGAACGAAGGAAAAGGUAGCAGCAGGCAGCAACACAUCAAGACAAGGGUUUGAUCUGGGACCUUCACUGCUGCUGCUACUGUUGUUGUUGUUGUUAUUGUUGUACUCCGGUAAGGUGACCUAGCUACUCCAGGAACAAGGAAGGGGGGGUACAGCAGCAGGUUUAACCUGUGUGUUCUCAGGAGGUAGGGGCUAGGGAGGGGGUACAGUAAAAGGAGGUUGAAAGCUCCACCACCAUGUUUGACUGUAUGGAAGCUCUGGGGAUGGGCCCACGCCAGCUAUAUGAUGUCACCAGCCGGGGUGCGUGCAUGCUGCGGAAGGCGAGCCCCUUCUUCGCAGGGCUGGACCCCUUCGCUUGGACCGGCAGCGCCAGCGUUCAAUCGGUGGAGACCCAGAGCACCAGCUCUGAGGAGAUGGUCCCCAGCUCUCCCUCUCCACCUCCCCCACCACGCAUCUACAAACCCUGCUUCGUGUGCCAGGACAAGUCCUCUGGAUACCAUUACGGAGUCAGUUCCUGUGAGGGCUGCAAGGGUUUCUUCCGACGCAGUAUCCAGAAGAACAUGGUGUACACCUGUCACCGAGACAAGAACUGCCAGAUCAACAAGGUCACCAGGAACCGCUGCCAGUACUGCCGACUGCAGAAGUGCUUUGAGGUCGGCAUGUCCAAGGAAGCGGUGCGUAACGACAGGAACAAGAAGAAGAAAGAUGUGAAGGAGGAGUUGGUGUUGCCAGAGAGUUAUGAGUUGAGUGGAGAACUGGAGGAGCUGGUCAACAAAGUCAGCAAAGCCCACCAAGACACCUUCCCCUCACUGCUGCAGCUGGGCAAAUACCACACCAACUCCAGUGCAGAGCAGCGCGUGCAGCUGGACCUGGGGCUGUGGGAUAAGUUCAGUGAGCUUUCCACCAAGUGCAUCAUCAAGAUCGUGGAGUUUGCCAAGCGCCUCCCCGGCUUCACCACCCUCACCAUCGCUGACCAGAUCACCCUCCUCAAAUCAGCCUGCCUGGAUAUCCUGAUGUUGAGGAUCUGCACCCGCUACACUCCAGAGCAGGACACCAUGACCUUCUCAGACGGGCUGACCCUGAACCGGACCCAGAUGCACAACGCAGGCUUCGGCCCGCUCACAGACCUGGUGUUUGCCUUUGCUGGCCAGCUGCUGCCUCUGGAGAUGGACGACACAGAGACGGGCCUCCUCAGCGCCAUCUCCCUCAUCUCUGGAGACCGUAUGGACCUGGAAGAGCCCCAGAAGGUGGACAAGCUGCAAGAGCCCCUCCUGGAGGCCCUGAAGAUCUACGCACGUCGCAGGCGCCCCAACAAACCACACAUGUUCCCCCGCAUGCUGAUGAAGAUCACUGACCUCAGAGGCAUCAGCACUAAGGGGGCAGAGAGAGCCAUCACUCUGAAGAUGGAGAUCCCAGGCCCCAUGCCUCCUCUGAUCAGGGAGAUGUUAGAGAACCCAGAGGCCUUCGAGGACCAAACAGAGAGCAGUGGAGAGAGCUCCCCACCGCCUGCCCCUCCACCCGUUCCACCAGCCUCCUCCAAGCCCCCCGCCACCAUGAAGACUGAGGCUGAGGACGAGGAGGACAGCUGGGGGACAGAGAAUGGCAGCGAGCCUUCCCCAGAGGAAGAAGAUGAGGAUGACUAUGAUGAUGGGGAGGAGGAGGACCGGGACAGGGGCUCGGACAGCGAGGGGGAAUCCUGGGCUCUGGAGGGUAGCAGCGAAGGGGCUAGGAAGAACCAUGCCGGGAGGGCGCAGUGAGGAGGAGAGAAGAUCACAGAUAUGCAGACUCUACACUCAAACACACACACACUAACUGACGUAAUCAAACACACACACACACACACACACACACACACACACACACACACACACACACACACACACACACACACACACACACACACACACACACCAUACCCCUUCCAGUGCUGGCCCUCCCUAACCUCCUCAUCCCCUCUAUCUCCCUAAUGCACAUCCGUCUCUCCAGGCAGGACAGGACACAGCAGGACAGAACACAGCAGGACAGGACAGAGCAGGGCAGGACAGAACAGGACAGAGCAGAGCAGAGCAGGACAGAGCAGGACAGAGCAGAUCAGGACAGGACAGAGCAGGACAGGACAGCGCAGGACAGGACAGGGCAGGAAAGGACAGGGCAGGACAGGACAGUAGAGCCAUAUGGUUGCCUGUAUAGACACUAUAACUCAGGUUCCCUGACUCGCAGGUUCUUGACAAGUGCCAUGCAGAGAGACUAAUAAAACGAGAGACGGAGAAACCACAUGAUGCAACCGUCUGGACUUGUGACUCGUGAUAUAGAGAAGAGAGAAGAUGACAAGAAUACUAUCUUUGACGAAGCAAAUGUCACAUUUUUUACUAUCUUCUUGUUUGUAUCUAUAUAGAGGAAUGUCCAAACCAGACAGCAUGAACUGAACAGUAAAUCUGGAUGCCAAGCAAAGCACACUUCUCAAAAAGAAAUACAGAAUGAAACCAAACUGAAAAUGCUAAUUAUUUUGUUGGGCUUUUAAAAAAAAAAAAAUUCUUCUUGUUUUAUUUUCUUGAUUUGUAUUUUUCUUUCAAUUUAUGAAUAAGUCUCUACAUAUCUAUAUACCAUUAUAUUAUUAGUCUUUGUUUGUAAUCCUGGUUUUGAUUUCUUCAGAUGAGGUUUUGUGUUUGAGGAGUUUUCCAGCGGCGAUAUAAAGAGAGAUUUGGAAUCAGAAUCAGAACAUACCGCUAGCUGAAUCUCCUUUCCAACUGGUGGUUUUUGGGCACUUUUGCUCGCCGUAGAUGUCAAUGAUAAUCAACUCAGUAAUGUUAACUUGUGUUACAGUGACUCAAGUUGUGAUUUGUUGUUAUCAGGGGACUGGCAUUAAUCCAUGUGCUUUCUUUCAACACAACCAACUAUGCUGCCGAUUGGACAUGUGUCUUUGUGCCAAAGUUCGCAACUCAUUUUCAGAAACAGACCCUAGACACCAACCAGUGCUCACACACACAUCAAAUCUUCACGCCUCAAUUAGACACACAAACACACACACACACACACACACACACACACACACACACACACACACACACACACACACACACACACACACACACACACACACACACACACACACACACACACACACACACACACACACACUAAAUCUCGGAUCUAUAACAUAUGUGCCGUCUUGGUUCGGGUGCUUAGACAGAGAUUGACACUUGGCCGUAUAUGUAGCACUUUGAUAUCCUGUUUUUAAAUCAGGCACCGCUAGCAAAGUAAGUUACAAUACAAUACAAUACAACUUUAUUGUCCAAUAUUGACAGUACCGUCACUGCCAAUCUUAUCUCAACAGAAAUCAUCAGAUGUCUGUCACAUUAAAUAACUAUUUCACGACGUGCACAAGCAGACACUCUUGCGUACACAAAAAUACACACACACACACACCCACGCACAAACACACACACACACACGCAACCAGGAUCUGUUAUAGAUAAUGACAUGGAAACAGACUUCUCAGGGCUUCUCUGUAAGGACCAAACCCUAGCGGGUUCGCUAGAAACAGGCAAUAUUUAUGUGUGUGUAUUUUUGACUCAGUCAAUUGGAUCUGUCCAGUUAACCCCUAUCUCUGUGUACAUAGAAGAUAUAUGACUAGUCUACAAAUGGCCUGGAUGCCAGUCUGUUACCCUUUUCACACUAUCAUGACAACCUAACCCAAACUGUGCUGACUUCACAUUGUCCUUCAGUCCACGGUUCCAACAACUAUGGUGAGUGCAUAACUAGGCCAGCUCUGUACAGCUCAGUUUGGCUUGGCUUGGCUCACUAGUGUGAAAAGACCAAACCUGUCUCAGACCAGAUUUGGCUGACCUGUGCUGCUGGCAUCCAAGAAACCAACUGCCUUCUCAUCUAAAAGCCAUUAUAUCAUCAUGUCUUUGUAAGGUUGUAUGAUAUUCUCUCAGCGUUUUGUGUUCUCAUAUUUCAUUUCUUCUCAAUCGUCUUUGUUGCCAAAAUGUCUCAGUCAAUAUGUAACCAGCUGGUCAUAAUGCAGCUGGCUGGCUACAUACAGUACAGAGGUUUGUAUGCAGUCUCUCUGUGAAGCAAUAUGAACAGGAAUAUGACAGCCUCCCAGCAGUAGAGAGAGAGUGACCUACUGUACAGUACUCUCAGAAUGUGGGCCUCCUGACCUGAUUUGAGUGUGUGUUAAUGCUUUAACAUGUCUCCUCUGCCAUUGGGUGAAUGUUCUCUGUAUGGUGCUGUGAUGUCAUACGGCGCGGAGCAGAGAAGCGAGGUUUGAUGACCUCAUCACCGCUCCUCUCUGUCUGCCCUGCCAGGCAGUCAUGAUGCAAACACAACGCUGAGAUCAUGUUGCUACACAACGUUGUGACAACAUGGUUCUGAUGCAGGUGUUAUUUUCUGUAAAACACGGCCAAGGUAUUGUCCAAUUUUCUGUUCAUACCAACUCAUACAAAGAUAAGCCAUAUAAAUAAAUUACUUUUGUGA